Messenger RNA from Suillus bovinus, 1491 nucleotides. Its product is annotated as triose-phosphate transporter family-domain-containing protein. NCBI's taxonomy places the organism in Eukaryota, Fungi, Basidiomycota, Agaricomycetes, Boletales, Suillaceae. Gene Ontology annotation, biological process: phosphoenolpyruvate transmembrane import into Golgi lumen. Gene Ontology annotation, cellular component: Golgi apparatus; endoplasmic reticulum. The transcript is spliced from 2 exons. The coding region runs from base 1 to 1491 and encodes 496 amino acids. The record is from RefSeq and is a predicted model, not a curated record. Gene Ontology annotation, molecular function: phosphoenolpyruvate transmembrane transporter activity; antiporter activity.
AUGGCGAGAUUUAGAACAUUCUUGUCUCGUUAUUCCAUUUUUUCCGACCUAUCAUCUGCAUCAUCGAAUUCACGGCGAUCCAUCGGCCCUCUCACAACACCUUCUCCAUCUUCUGCCGUAUCAAUGUCUCGAUUUAUCCUUCUGUGCAGUUUCUGGUACGCCACCUCUGCACUUUCGUCAAAUACUGGCAAGACUAUCCUCAAUCAAUGGAAUCACCCUGUCACCCUCACCAUCAUACAAUUCGCAUUCGUCGCCGGUUACUGUCUACUCUUCAUGUCGCCAGUCAUUCAAUUUACAAAAUUGCGUCCACCAACUGGCGCCAUUUUGCGAAGCACCCUGCCCAUGGGCAUGUUCCAAGUUGGUGGUCACAUGUUCUCUAGCAUUGCAAUUUCCAAAAUACCCGUCAGCACCGUUCAUACUAUCAAGGCUUUAUCUCCACUGUUCACCGUUGCCGCUUACGCCAUGCUUUUCGGCGUCAAGUACUCCCCAAGGACGUAUUUCUCUCUACUCCCCCUGACCAUUGGUGUCAUGCUGGCAUGUACGUUUGAGUCCGCCUCAAAUCCGACAGGUCUCCUUUGCGCAUUUGGUUCUGCCCUUGUGUUCGUCAGUUCCAAUAUCUUCUUUAAGAAGAUCAUGCCAUCAGGGUCGCAGACAUCGUCACACAAGUUGGACAAACUCAACUUGUUAUUUUAUUCUUCGGCCAUGGCAUUCGCAUUGAUGAUCCCUGUUUGGUGCUUCACCGAUCUUCCCCUCCUUGCUGCCGACUCCGUUCAUGUCACGCACCCGAUUCGUGGACACGAGGCUCCUCAUUCUAUCCCGUAUUAUUUCUUUAUGAACGGUACCGUCCACUUUGCGCAGAAUAUCAUCGCAUUUGUGAUCCUUUCCAGCACGUCUCCUGUGACGUACUCUAUCGCCUCCCUCAUCAAGCGUGUCGUUGUCAUCUGUAUCGCCAUAGUAUGGUUCAACCAGAACAUACACCCCAUGCAGGGCCUCGGUAUCGGGAUGACCUUUCUCGGUUUAUACCUGUAUAAUACGACGAAGAGUGAUGUAGAGCGAGGGGAGAACAAAAUGCGCAGAGUGGAGGCGACGCGGGACAUGAUGCUCCCUAUCAAUCGGACAGAAGAGAAGUUAUUGAAUGGAAGCUCACCACCAACCCCCGUCCCUAGUACGCCGGGGCUUCCUGUGGCCGCAGCCACAGGAAUGGGGGCAUACCCUGCUGCUAGUCGACCGCGGGUGCAGAUCUCAACAAAUGCACAUCUACACCCAGAUUCACGUGGGAACGGGCAUGGGCAUGCUAACCAAAUCUCUUCUCAGGACCCUUCGUCCAUCUUUUCAAAGCGAAAUACCAUUUCGCCUACAGAGCCGUACCCGUCACCGCCUCCCUCCAUAGACUCGCCAACUUCCAAUGCGGUCCCUGUUGGAUAUCAGAUUCCGCGUAUACAACAGCAUUUCGGGAUGGAGUCGUUCACUGUGGGACACGUUACUGCUUGA